Messenger RNA from Alternaria atra, 1866 nucleotides. RefSeq lists its product as uncharacterized. Bases 1 to 1866 code for a protein of 621 amino acids. The record is from RefSeq and is a predicted model, not a curated record. Gene Ontology annotation, molecular function: DNA-binding transcription factor activity, RNA polymerase II-specific; zinc ion binding. Gene Ontology annotation, biological process: regulation of DNA-templated transcription. NCBI's taxonomy places the organism in Eukaryota, Fungi, Ascomycota, Dothideomycetes, Pleosporales, Pleosporaceae. The transcript has 3 exons.
AUGUCGCACGACUUUUCCACCCAGAUCAACCAGGCGCCCUACUCGCCCGCUCCAUCGCACUUUUCGCACCAGAGCAUGGCCGAUCCUAACAUGCAGUCGCGCCAGCAGCAGGCCGUCGCCUAUCCCUCACCGCACUCGUACCCGUCGCCCUCGAUGCAGCCCACGUACACCUACCCGCCUCCUCAAGGCCAGCAGAGUAAUGAGGGCUAUCGAAGCUCUCCCCAGGGCUCCCAAAUGUCGUUGCCGCCGCUCAAUCUGCCGCCAAUACGUUUGCAGGAUGGACAGCAGUCUCAGGCGCAACCUCAGCCGCCGUCCCAGCCCAUGGGCUCUCCACUCCCACCGCCGCAGCACGCUAUGCAGCAGUACUAUCCUCACCCAGGGCAUGCGCAGCCCGGCCAGCCCAUGAUGGGCAACAUGGGCCCGCAGUUCAAUGCGAUGCGAUACCAGCUGCCACCCCAAGGCGACCAGCGAGUGCUCUCUGGCGGUCGCCACAAGAAGGAAAUCAAGCGUCGCACAAAGACUGGCUGUCUGACAUGUCGCAAACGAAGAAUAAAAUGCGACGAAGCCCACCCCAUGUGUAGAAACUGUCAGAAGAGCAAACGAGAGUGUCUUGGUUACGAUCCAAUUUUCAAGCAGCAAUCUGGUCCCGCCCAAAUACAACCUGCUCCCAACUCAGCGCCCGCACCCCACGCGACAAGCGCACCGGCGCCCGCCCCGUCAUCCUCGACAUACAGCCAGAGUCCGGUACCUCAAGGCUACGCACCUGCCUCCUCCGCUGGGUACGCGACUACCGCAGCUACCACGAGUGGUGAGCAUCAGCAGGCCAACUUCCACGCCAUCGACCCUGCACUCGCGCAAGCUGAUCCUGGUCUACAACAAAACCAACAUUACAACGGUGUGCACGCCAUGGACCCUGCUAUGAGAGGCCCUCCAGGCGCUAACCCUUACCCACCUCCACCAGAGCCUAUGAAAGGCAAGCGAUUGAACAUUCAGGACAUCUUUGGUAUAUGUAACCACAGCCCACCCGAGGUUCCUCAGCGGACCUCGCCAGUGCCACGUGAAGUUGACGACGAGUUCACCCGUAUCUUCCUCAAUGACUACUGCCAAGGGCUCGACGUCGUACUUGAAACCACCUGGUUCUCAGCAAACAACAAUGCGCUCAACAGAGUUUUCAGCGACCGAUACUUGCACGAAGAGGCCGCUUUCUUCACCGAGACCGUCAAGUACAAGGCUACCCAAGAUGCCGAUAUGACCAGCAUCUUUAGUCAAGAAGCUCGACUGUUAUGGCAUUUAUUGAGUACUUGCAAGCACAUGCUACCAGCCACCAACGGAUCACCACCAGAGGGUGAGGACUUCCAAAUAAGAGAGGCCCGAGCGCGCCUCGACGUUCUGGAAGCUCUUCUGACGAACCAAAAUCUCGACUCGAAUCCUACACGCCAACUCGCAUAUCCCGCUAGCCUUGACGAGGAAACUCGUGCACAAGUCGACUUCUGGCAUCAUCUUGGAGACUUCGUCCAAUACGCAGACUCAGACACCGCACCGCCCGGAGCCGCCGACAGCGCUCUUGGAGUCCUGCGUGGCGUCCUGCAUAUGCGCGAGGUACGCGACGCCAUCUACUCGAUUGCAAUCGCUCGUCACUACGGUAGCCGCAUUGGUGGUUUCCCCAACGCCUUACCAACCCCUGUCGGCCAACCUCCAGAGAGCGACUUGAAUAAGCUUCUCGUUGCCAUGUCGUUUAUCAGUCAUGAGAGCCGUUCUGCUACCCAGCAGGUUCUUGCGCGUAUUUGCGACAUGGCAAUGUUCUCUUGGACGGCGAGUAGGAUGCCGAGCCAAAGUCAUCAACCGCAGAGCGUCUAUCCUCAAUAG